AUGUCAAAAGCCUGGUUCACCGCCUCUCCCACCAGCACCAAGAGCUGCAGCGGCUCCGGUAAGGACCCCGAGGCGGCAGCAGCGUGUGCCGCCUCGGUCGCGGGUCAGGCGCGCCCGGUAUUGGCUUCUGCCGUGCUGCCCACCACCAACACUGCCUCGGAGAGCAAGGCCAGCCCUGCGGGGACGGCAGGGGGACCCGGGGCUGGAGCCGCUACUAGGGCCACCGGCCCCAUGGCAUCGCGAGCCAGGGAGCCUGCCGAGAGGCGGCCUGGGCAGGCCUCGGUGGCAGCGGGCGGCAGGGCUCAUCCCGAAGGGGCAAUGUCUAAGGGGGUUUAUGCGCUGCCGAGCAAGGCCAACCGAGAAGUGAAGCCCGUAGCGUCCAGCACGCCUCUGGCGGACCUCUUGAUGCAGCUGGAGGAUUACACUCCUACGAUCCCGGAUGCAGUGACUGGUUAUUACCUGAACCGUGCUGGCUUUGAAGCUUCAGACCCACGCAUAAUUCGGCUCAUCUCACUAGCUGCCCAGAAGUUCAUCUCAGAUAUUGCCAACGAUGCCCUACAGCACUGCAAAAUGAAGGCCGCCGCCUCUGGCAGCUCUCCGAGCAAGAGGAAGGACAGCAAGUACACCCUUACCAUGGAGGACUUGACCCCUGCCCUCAGAGAAUAUGGUAUCGAGGUGAAGAAGCCGCACUACUUCACCUGA
Peromyscus californicus insignis is the source of this 702-nucleotide messenger RNA. RefSeq names its product transcription initiation factor TFIID subunit 10-like. The transcript has a single exon. The coding region runs from base 1 to 702 and encodes 233 amino acids. The record is from RefSeq and is a predicted model, not a curated record. NCBI's taxonomy places the organism in Eukaryota, Metazoa, Chordata, Mammalia, Rodentia, Cricetidae. Gene Ontology annotation, molecular function: RNA polymerase II general transcription initiation factor activity; promoter-specific chromatin binding. Gene Ontology annotation, biological process: transcription initiation at RNA polymerase II promoter. Gene Ontology annotation, cellular component: nucleus; transcription factor TFIID complex; SAGA complex.